Messenger RNA from Leguminivora glycinivorella, 2006 nucleotides. RefSeq names its product luciferin 4-monooxygenase-like. The record is from RefSeq and is a predicted model, not a curated record. Lineage: Eukaryota; Metazoa; Arthropoda; Insecta; Lepidoptera; Tortricidae. Gene Ontology annotation, biological process: fatty-acyl-CoA biosynthetic process; long-chain fatty acid metabolic process. Gene Ontology annotation, molecular function: long-chain fatty acid-CoA ligase activity. Bases 84 to 1742 code for a protein of 552 amino acids. The transcript is spliced from 11 exons.
CGACAAUUGAGCGGAACAAAGCCAGCGUGCAAGUUUACUGGGAUGACGUGCCGGCGGGAUACUUAGUUGCUUAAUGCCUUUGAAUGUAUCCUUUGAGGAGGGUAAACGACGCAGUGCACUGGUUCAUGAGCGACCUGACGUCCCGAGUAGUCGCGGCGUCGGGCGACCCGGCAGACCGGUACCACCUUGGCAAGAUCCUGCUGCAGAGCCUUAAGGAUGCUCCGGACUUUGUCAUGCAGAUCGACGGAGCGACAGGCGAAUCCGAAACCAGCGGUUCAGCCCUCGAUAGAACUGUGCGUUGCGCCAUAGCCCUCAAGAACCUCGGUCUUCAACCUGGAGAUGUUAUGGUCCUUAUGGCUCCAAGUUACAUCGACUUGGCUAUACCGUUUUAUGCGGCUUUUUAUAUAGGAUUAGUGGCGUCGGCUAUUGACCGAACUUUGGGUGUCACUGAACUCCAAAGCACCUUCGAAGUAUCCCGACCAAAGAUAAUCUUCUGCCAGAGCGACCGAGCCCAAGACAUACAGAUAGCUCUGAACGCGAUAGAGUGUGAUGCUUUCAUUGUUACCUUCGACAAGGCAGACUAUAUCUGCAGCUUCUCACAGUUCUUGGUGAAGUAUGGAGAUGACAGCCCUGUUGAGGCUUUCAAGCCCACAGAUUUCGAUCCUGAAGACACCGUGGCUCUUCUAGUUGCCACCAGCGGCACCACCGGACUGCCAAAAUUUGCCGCCGCCACUCACAAGAACAUGGCCAUCACUUUGCCUUAUCUAUGGAUCCGUCACACCCAGUUCCCUCACCCCACGAAGAUGAUAAUGAUCGGCUCACCACUCCAAUGGCUGACUGCCAUCAUGAACUUCUUUAUGUCACCGGUCCUUCGGUACACGAGGCUGCAGACAUCAGAAAACUUGACGAAGGAACAUGCUUAUGAGCUCAUUAAUACUUAUAAGCCUACCAUCACGCUUCUCAGUCCAACCUUUAUGAAUGCGCUCAUAACACCUGGGGAACACGAGCAGUGUGAUUUCAGCUGCCUUGAAACUCUGAUGCUGGGCGGCAGCGCUUUACCAGCUGACUUGGUUACAGAUAUCAAGAAAAUAAUGCCCCGCACAGAAGUUCUAAAUGUGUACGGCCUGAGUGAGCUCACGACAGUAGCGUUCGUAGACGAUGGGGCAAACCCGCCUGGUUCCGUUCCGGCUGGAAAGCCUAUUGGCUGUUUGCAGUACAGGCUGAUAGAUGUGGAGACUCAAGAAGACAUCUACGAACCUCACAGAAACGGGGAGCUCUGGCUCAAAGGUCCCGGCAUCAUCAAGUAUUACUACAAGAACCCUGAAGCCACCGCGGAGACCUUCGCCGAAGACCGGUGGUUCAAAACUGGAGACCUGUUCUACAGGGAUGAGAACUACAACUUCUUCUUCGUGGAGAGGAUUAAGUUGCUGCUUAAGUAUAUGAGUCAUCAGAUCUCUCCAGUAGAACUGGAGCUCACAAUCCGCCAGCAUCCAGGCAUUCUAGAUGUAGCAGUGACCGGUAUACCGGACGCCAAAGGGGACUUACCGGUCGCUUGCGUCGUGAGGCGUCCCGGCUCUGACGUCACUGCUGAAGAUGUCAAACGGAUUGUCAAAAAUAACCUAACGGACUCAAAACAACUGAGAGGAGGAGUCAUCUUCCUGGAUAAAAUACCACAAACUGCAUCCACGAAGGUUCACAGAAGAAAACUCAAGGAAAUAGCAAUGGAAACGCAAGCCGAAUAAACAUCAAAAACGUUGUAUUAUCUACAGAAAUUAGGUUUUUUGCAAUUUCGACUACAACAGUUGUUGAAAUUGAACGCUUCAAUAUCGUCACUAAAGUGGAUAGCAAAGAGGAUCGAUUAUUACCUAUAGAGAGUUUCUGUCGAAUUAAAAUGUGUAAUCACAGUGCAUAGACUGCCAUCUCUUGACACAGGCUUAAAACUUUUGAACCUCAGUUUUGACAAUUUGGCCCAUAUUCUUAGCUUGAUAUGUGUUAAAAUGUCAAAU